Messenger RNA from Branchiostoma floridae (Florida lancelet), 691 nucleotides. RefSeq names its product methylated-DNA--protein-cysteine methyltransferase-like. The coding region runs from base 1 to 549 and encodes 182 amino acids. Gene Ontology annotation, biological process: DNA repair. NCBI's taxonomy places the organism in Eukaryota, Metazoa, Chordata, Leptocardii, Amphioxiformes, Branchiostomatidae. Gene Ontology annotation, cellular component: nucleus. Gene Ontology annotation, molecular function: methylated-DNA-[protein]-cysteine S-methyltransferase activity. The transcript is spliced from 3 exons. The record is from RefSeq and is a predicted model, not a curated record.
AUGGAGUGUAAACUGUUAACUGCACGAUUAAUGAGCCCCAUUGGGCAGAUAACUAUCGCGUCAUGUACGAGGGGAGUUCACAAGGUGGACCUGCAGGAGCCUAAGGACUUUUCACCAGACGGCAGACAUAAGGUAGACUUUGUUGAUGGUGCAACAGAAGAGCAGGUUAACAAGUGUGAGCCACUGGCAAAGUGUGUGGACUGGAUCAAGGCUUACUUCAAGGAUGCCUCCAGUGUGCGAGGCCUGGACUUGCCGCCCCUCCACAUCACCAAGUACAAGGAGGGCUCCUUCACAGCCGCCGUGCUGCACAACCUGGCCACCAAGGUGGACGUCGGGGAGACCGUCUCCUACGGCCAGCUGGCCGCCAUGACGGGGAACGCGCGGGCCUCCCGGGCCGUGGGCGGGGCGAUGCGAGCCAACCAGACCCCACUGCUGGUGCCGUGCCACAGGGUGGUGAACAGUAAUGGCAGUGUGGGGAACUUCAUGUCAGGGAGGGGGAACGUGCUGAAGGCGUGGCUGCUGGAACAUGAGGCCAGGGAGGAAAGAUGAAUGUGAUGAAAGAACUUUUGAAUCUUUUAGUGGACCUUCCAGAUUUCUACACAUUUGAUACUUGACCCAUUGAGCUCAGUGGACAGUUUUAGAGCUCAGGAGAGAGUCCUGCUAAAGCCUGUCAAAGUGCCAAAUGCUACCA